Messenger RNA from Acromyrmex echinatior (Panamanian leafcutter ant), 853 nucleotides. RefSeq lists its product as uncharacterized. NCBI's taxonomy places the organism in Eukaryota, Metazoa, Arthropoda, Insecta, Hymenoptera, Formicidae. Gene Ontology annotation, molecular function: olfactory receptor activity; odorant binding. Gene Ontology annotation, biological process: detection of chemical stimulus involved in sensory perception of smell; sensory perception of smell. Gene Ontology annotation, cellular component: plasma membrane. The record is from RefSeq and is a predicted model, not a curated record.
AUGAAACCACGUGAAGAAGUUGUGAUUCAACGGUACAUUGAUAAAUGUGCCGCAUUCUAUGGUGUGUCUUCGAUUAUUUUCUAUUUUAUUGUGGUAGCAGCCUGCGCGAUAGCUCCCAUGAUACAUCAACCAUUUCCAAUGUUAAUCGAAUAUCCGUUCGAUGUAUAUUAUGAGCCUUUAAGAACAAUUAUUUACGCACAUCAAGCUAUAGUCGGAUUCAUAGUAUCGGGACAAUUAUGCUUAAAUACUUUCGUGGCUACUUUACUCUGGUUUGCAUCAGCAAGAUUUGAAAUAAUUAUCGAAGAUCUGAGAACUUUCACAAAUGUCUAUCAAUUGACCAAAUGUAUUAAAGAACAUCAAAAAAUACUUGAGUACACAGCAGAAGUUAUUAUUGUUGCUCGUUGCUUUGCAUUAACAUGUAUAUGUUGUAGUACGAUUAAUUUAAUAAUAAUUGGUGUUUCAUUUCUUACCAAUCAAUCUCUAGUAUUGAGGUUCAAAUAUACCUUCAUGAUUCUAGCUUGUUUAGCAGAAGUAUUUAUGUUUGCUUGGCCGGCAGAACGUUUGAUUUUCUUAAGCAAUGAUAUCUCUCAGGCUGCUUUUGAUACACACUGGUAUAAUCAAUCUGAUGAAAUACGGAAACUUCUGCAAAUUAUCAUGUUGAGAAGUCAAAAAGUAGUAACGAUUGCAGUACCAUGUAUUACUCCAUCAAUAAGUUUUAAUUACUUGACAUCGUACUGUUCAACUAUAAUGUCCUAUUUUACAACACUGCGCGUAAUGCUAAAUACAGAUUAAAAAAGACCACAACGCCAAUUUAAAUAAUAGUCCUAAACAAUUAAUAUUUGCAUAAAGUUAU